AAGAAAAGAGUAGCUUCAUGUUUCCUCGACGCAUGAAGGUGGAAAGAGAAGACCUGAAGUGAGUUCAACAGUGAACUAUGGCUCAGUUUAUUGAAGACUCCAGCCUCGAGGGCUGGGAGGUGAUUGGCUCCGGAGGUUUCGGACAAAUCUACAAAGCCAGGCAUCGUCAGUGGGCCUGUGACGUGGCCAUUAAACUGCUUCAUUAUGAUGACGGGAACAAUGAAUCUUUGCUGCGUGAGAUCAAGAUGAUGCAGGAAGCAAGCAGCCUGCAUGUUAUUCGUGUCCUAGGGGUCUUCAAGGGUCUACCACCAAACACCAAGUCUGGCUUGUCAACACAGCUUGGUGUGGUCAUGGAGCUCAUGGAGAGAGGAUCACUGGCCUCCCUGCAGAAAGCCUUGGAUGGACCUCCACCCUGGCCGCUGGUCUUCAGACUGGCUCACCAAAUGGCUCUUGGUAUAAAUUUCCUCCACAGUCUGCCCCGUCCCGUUCUCCACCGGGACCUAAAGCCUGAAAACGUGCUGCUGGACGACACUCUCAAUGCCAAGCUUACAGAUUUUGGCCUUUCCCGGAUUUCCUGCAGCGUCGCACAGGUUUCCAAGAAGGAUGAUGAAGAUUCAGGAGGGACAGUCAACUACAUGCCCCCGGAGGCGUUUGGCGAAACAUACAAACCUAAACGAGCCUCUGAUAUCUACAGUUAUGGGAUACUCCUUUGGUCCAUUGUCACAGGGAAACAACCAUAUGAAAAUGCACAGCGCACCAGAGUGGAGCUCCUCAUCCCACUGGGACAGCGUCCACUGCUCGACGAUAUCAAGGGCGAUGCUCUGGGGUUGGCAGAAUUGACAGGACUGAUGCAGAGAUGCUGGGACAAUAAACCUGAACAAAGGCCUCCAGCCCUUCAGUGUACAACUGUGACAGAACAACUAUAUAAGAUGCACAAAGAUGCAAUUUUUGACGCUGUCCAUGAAGUGCUUAAGAAACUGGACCAAAAGGCAAAAGAAAAAGUCAUGACAGAGCAGGUUCAGAGGGAUCAUAUCGCUGAGGCUUCAGCGGAGGAGAUCCAAGAGUCCCUGAGUGGAGUGAAGCUGUCUGCUGAUCCACCCCAGAGUGAACUGGACCCUCUCAGGUAUGGACAGACAACAAGAGCUCACACUCUGCAGGAGCCUCUAAUUUCUCUAAUUUCACGUCUUUCUGCUCUGGACCGUCAUCAUGAAGGACUUCUUAUUUCUGUUAAUCUUGUUCAGAGGAGAAAGGAGGCCCGAGUCAGGAAACACAUGGAUUCACAGAAGAUGGACCUUGGUGGUGAGCAGGGGUUAAGACUUCGUCUGAGGAAGUAUUCCUGUGAACUCACAGUGGACACAAACACAAUGAACAGAUGCCUGAAACUGUCUUACAACAACAGGAAGCUGAGACGUGUGAGAGAGGAGCAGCCACAUCCUGAUCAUCCAGAGAGGUUUGACUCCUCGUGUCAUCAGCUGCUGUGUAGAGAUGGUCUGACUGGUCGCUGUUACUGGGAGGUUGAGUGGAGCGGAUGGGUUUAUAUAGCAAUGAGUUACAGAGGAAUCAGCAGGAGAGAAGACAGUGACAACUGUGUGUUUGGAUAUAAUGAUCAGUCCUGGAGUCUGAUCUGCUAUGAUGGUCGUUACGCUGUCUGUCACAAUAAGACAGAAACUGUCCUCCCUGUCUCCCCGUCCUCCCUCUCUGGUAGAGUAGCAGCGUAUGUGGACUGUCUUGCUGGCUCUCUGUCCUUCUACAGAGUCUCCUCUGACACCCUGAUCCACCUCCACACCUUCAACACCACAUUCACUGAGCCUCUUUAUCCAGGGUUUUGGUUAGGGUCUUCUUCCUCAGUGUCUCUGUGUUCUCUGAAGGAGAAGACAACUUCCAGUCGUGUGGUUUAAAUGUUGGUGGUGGAAGAGCCUCACUUUUGUUGACUGAUUCUGGCUUUAAUGACAAACUGUUGACUUUAUUAUUUCCUAAAAUCACAUUUUAUUGGAGCAGCUUCAAACAGCUGCUAAUGUCUGCAGUGAUUUAAAUCAAUAAAUGUUU
This is a messenger RNA of Sander lucioperca (pikeperch), 2046 nucleotides long. Its product is annotated as receptor-interacting serine/threonine-protein kinase 3-like. Lineage: Eukaryota; Metazoa; Chordata; Actinopteri; Perciformes; Percidae. Gene Ontology annotation, molecular function: JUN kinase kinase kinase activity; protein binding; ATP binding. Gene Ontology annotation, biological process: protein phosphorylation. The record is from RefSeq and is a predicted model, not a curated record. The transcript is spliced from 12 exons. Bases 78 to 1898 code for a protein of 606 amino acids.